Manis pentadactyla (Chinese pangolin) is the source of this 11234-nucleotide messenger RNA. RefSeq names its product interferon-induced very large GTPase 1-like. The coding region runs from base 3768 to 11084 and encodes 2438 amino acids. The record is from RefSeq and is a predicted model, not a curated record. Gene Ontology annotation, molecular function: GTP binding. The transcript has 3 exons. Lineage: Eukaryota; Metazoa; Chordata; Mammalia; Pholidota; Manidae.
CUCCAUUGUGCCCAUGUCUCUUCUCCCAAAUUCUUUCCCCAUGCUUUUUCUGCUCUGUUCAUUGUCUUGUGCUCACCCAAUCACCACCACUGGCAUAAACACACACAACACAGGCACACAGAUCAACUUUAGUCUUCUUGUUGAGGUUAUUUUUAAACCCAGGUUUAAAAUAAGUAAUAUAAAUAAACAAAUAAAUAAAUGAACAGGAUAUUUUUUAAUCAGCUGAAUUUUUUAAUUGAUAAAUUUGACAUGUUACAUUUUGUAAAAUCAAGGUGUAUAGCACUAAAUUUAAGAUGUAUGGCACAUUACUUUGGUACAUCUAUAUAUUGUAAUAUAAUUGCCAUUGAAUCAAUAUUUAUCACAUUAUAUCAUUAUAGCACAAUAUUAUUGUCUAUACUCAUUAGCUCUCCACGGCUUAUUUACUACUAGUUACACAUUUGUAUCCUUAUACACCAUCAGUCUUAUCUCCCAUUUUCAUCCCCUAAUCCCCACCAUUUCACUCUUGGAUUUCUUUUUUAAACAGGCUUGACUUUUUUAGAUUACACAUAUUAGUGAUAUCAUACAGUGAUGUCUUUGACUUAUCUUGCUUAGCAUAAUGUACUCAAGGUCCAUCCAUGUUGUUGCAAAUGGCAGGAUAUCCUCCUUUCUCAAGGCUGAAUAAUAUUCCCAUUGUGUAAAUAUACUACAUCUUUUUACCCAUUCAUGUGUUGGUGGGCCUUCAGGUUUUUUACAUAUCUUGGUUACUGUGAUUAAUGCUAUAAACAUGGAUGUGCAUAUAUCUUGUUGAAAUGCUGUUUUCAUUUCCCUUGGGCAGACCCACAAAAUUGAAUUGCUGAAUUGUAUGGUAGAUAUAUUUUAAAUUUUUUGAGGAAAGUCCACAUUGUUUUCCAUAGUGGUUGGACUAAUUUUACAUUCCCAUCAACAGUGUACACGGGUUCCCUUUUCACCCCGUUCUUGCCAGAACUUGUUCCCUCGUCUUCUUGAUAAUACCGAUUUUAACAUGUAUGAGGUGAUAGCUCAUUGUGGUUUUUUACUUGCAUCUCCCUGAUGAUUAGCGAUGUUGAGCAUCUUUUCAUGCGCCUGUUGGCCAUUUUGAUGUCCUCUUUGGAAAAAUGUCGUUUUAGUCUUUCUGCCCAUUUUUGUUAUUGUUGUUGUUUUUAAGUUGUAUUAGUUCUUUAUUUAUUUAGGAUAUUAACCCCUUAUCCAAUAUAAGGUUUGCAAAAAUUUUCUGCCAUUCCGUAGGCUUCUUUUUCAUUUUGUUAAUUGUUUCUUUUGCUAUAUAAAAGCUUCUGAGGUUGAAGUAGUCCCGUUUAUUGAUUUCUGCUUUUUAUUUGCAUUUAUUUUGCCUUUGGCAUCAUGUCCAAAAAUCAUUGCUAAAACCAGUAUCAAUGAUCAUCUUCUCUGUUUUCUUCUAGACGUUUUAUGGUAUCAGAUGUUGUGGUUAAGUGUGAUCUAUUUCAAGUCAAUUUUUGUGAAGGUGUGAAAUCGGAGUCCAAUUUCAUUGUUCUACAUGUGUUUCUUCAGUUUCUCUCAGCACCACAUGUUGAGGAGACUAUCCUUCCCCCAUUGAGUGCUGUCUCUCCCUUGUCAAAUAUUAGUUGACCAUAUAUGCCAAGAUAGAAUUCUAAGCUUUCUAUUGUGUUUCAUUGCUUUGUGGGUCUAUUUUUGUGCUAGUGCCAGACUGUUUUUCUUACUAUGGCUUUGUAGUAUAGUUUGAAACCAGAUGUGUCUGGCUUUAUUCUUCUUUCUCAAGAUUACUUUGGCUAUUUGAGGUCCUUGUGGUUCCACACAAAUUUUAGGACUGUUUCUUCUAACUUCAUGAAGAGUGCCUUUGGUAUUUUGAUAGGGAUUGUGUGUAGUAUGUAGAUAGCUUUGACUAGUGUGGCCAUUUAAACAAGAAGACUUAUUUUUCUGAUCUUUGAACAUCUUUCCAUUUGUUUGUGUCUGCUUUGGUUCCAUUCAGAAAAGUCUUAGAGUUUUCAUUGUACAUUCUUUCACUUCCUUGGUUAGAUUUAUUCCUAAAUAUUUUAUCACUUUUGAUGCUGUUUUGAUUGGGAUACUUUUGUUUGUUUCUUUUUCCAGUGCUUCUUCAUUAGUGUAAAGGAAUGCCACUGGUUUCUGUAAGUUGAUUUUGUAACCUGCCACUUUACUGAAACUUGAUUAAUUCCAACAGUUUUUUUUAAUGAUUUUUUGAGAUUUUCUAUAUAUAAGACCAUGCUGUCAGCAAAUAAUGACAAUUUUACUUCUUCCCUCCCAAUUUGGAUAUCCUUUAUUUCUUUGUCUUGUCAAUUGCAUUAGCUAGGACUUCCAGUACUAUAUUGAAUAGUAGUGGUGAGAGUGGGCAACCUUGUCUUGUUUCUGAUCUCAGAGGAAACCCUUUCAAUUUUCCUCCAUUUAGUAUAAUGUUAGGAGUGGGUUGGUUGAAUAUGGCCUUUAUUACACUGAGGUAUGUUCCUUCUACACCCAAUAUUAAGUGUUGUUAUCAUGAAAGGAUAUUAUAUUUUGUCAAAGGCUUUUUCUGCAUCUAUUUAUAUGAUGUUUAUCUUUAAUUUUUCAUUUUAUUGAUAUGAUGAAUUGCAUUUAUUGACUUGCAUAUGUUGAACCAUCCUUGCAUCCCAGGGAUAAAUCCCACUUGGUCAUGGUGUAUAAUCCUUUUAAUGUGUUCUUAAAUUCAGUUUGCUCAUAUGUUGAGAAUUUUUGCAUCUAUAUUCAUUAGGGAUAUUGGUCUGUAGUUUACUUUUCUUGUGGUAUCCUUAUCUGACUUUGCUAGCAAGGUAAUUCUGACUUCAUAGAAUGAGUUCAGACAUAUUCCUCUUCCUUGAUGGUUUCAAAGAGUCUGAGGAGGAUUGGUAUUAAUUCUUCUUUAAAUGUUUGAUAGAAUUCAUCAGUGAAGCUGUCUGGUCAUGGAGUUUUCUCUGUUGAGAAUUUUUUGAUAACUGACUCCAUCUCUUGACUCAAUAUUAAUCUGUUCAGAUUUUCCAUUUCUUCCUGAUUCAGUCUUGGUAGGUUGUGUAUUUCUAGAAAUGUAUCCAUUUCUUCAGGUUAUGUAUCUGGUGGCACAUAAUUAUUCAUAGUACUCUCAUAACCCUCUUGUUUUUCUGUAGUAUCAGUUGUAAUGUCUCCUCUUUCAUUUCUAAUUUUAUUUAUUUGCAUCUUUGCUCUUUUUUGUAGUUUAUCUUUUCAAAGAAUCAGCUUUUAGUCUUAUUGAUCCUUCCUAUUGUGUUUCUGGUUUCCAUUUCAUUUAUUUCUAUUCUCUUUUUUUAUUUCCUUCCUUCUAACUUUGAGCUUAAUUUGCUAACUUUGGGCUUAAUUCAUUCCUCUUUUUCUAGUAUAAAGUUAGAUUCUUUAUUUGAGAUCUUUCUAGUUUCACAAUACAUGCAUUUAUUACUAUAAACUUCCCUCUCAGAACUGCUUUUGCUGCACCCUACUGAAUUUUUUUAAAAAACAACCAAUAAAAACAGAAGUGAAACCAGUUUUUCACUUCCUGUCUAAAGUAUAAAUUCACGUUCCCCUCCCAUGCAGAGAGCCAGAGUCUGUACUGGAGAUGAGUCACCAUCCUACCAGACUCAGGGAAGGAACAUACUCUACCUUCUACAGUCUCUUUCAAGAAACCUGAAGACAGGAGCUUGACCUCAAGGACUCAGCAAGUGUGAGCAGUGUGUUAUAAACACUCCUAGGGUGUUUAUACUUCAAAGACCUGGCAAUAUUUACAUCUUCACGAGACAGAGAAAGAAUGCAAGUUUAUUCCUAAGAGUUUGAGGGUACAUAUGUCUACUAUCAGAAAUCCAGCCAUGGCCGCAGCAGAGCCCACCCCUGAUGAGCCCCUGCACAGAGACGAAAGGAUGCAAGAUCUCCAAGAGAUGCUGAGAGAAGCAGGGCUGGCAGUUGAGUACUGGCUGCCCAAGUUGCAGGAACACCUGGGUGUGACCUGUGCCCAGGCCUUACAACACCUAGAAGAAAAAGACCUUCAGAAGCUGAAAUCCCAGGCACGAUAUCCCUGGGAGAAGAGAGCCCUGGGGAAGCUCCUUAACCUAUCACAUUCAAAUAGCCUUUCAGAGUUACAGGAGUCUCAGGUAGAAAUAAUAAAGAAAAAGAAAAAGCAUGCUCAGCAGGCAUUACAGGAGCUAAGAGACUUGUUGUCAGAAGGGAGACAUCGACAGGAAGAAACAGUAAGAGAAAAAGAAGCACAGCUAAGGCAGGCAAUGGAAAUCCCCAAAGAGUACUGGCCACCUCCCGAAAGGUGCCUAAAAGAAGUCAUGGAAAACAUGCAGACACAACUGAAUCUCAUGGAUAGGACACUGUCUCACAGACAAAACCUCUCAGAUAGUGAUCUGGUAAGAUGGGCAUCUGGAGGGCUAGCCCUGCAGGGAAUUUACAAAACCAGUUACCAAAAGGACCUUAUGGAGAAGAGAGAGGAGUUGCUUGGUGUCCCCAAGGAGUUCUCAGUCUCUGGCCCUGAGCAGGGCACACGGAUGGAAACAAAGGAGUUUACAUCUUCUCAAGCAGAAUCCAUGUUCAUCCAGACCAUAGAGAAGCUGGGCUUCAGUGCAACUGCUUCAGCAAAGGGUGGAGGUUGCGGAUUUAGCUUAGAAGCUGGUAUGGAUCACAGCAAACAUUCAAAAUCCAAGGAAACCCAACAAUCACAUUCUGAGCACUCUUAUUUCUGCUCAACCAAGUUCAGCUACAUUCCUUUGGCCUCCUGCCAUUUUCCCAUUGAUCAGCUCCAGUUUUCCAAGGGUGCUCUCCAAGAAUUGAAAGGCAUUGAAGACCUGCUGGGCCAGCCAGCAGGCCCAGACAGACUCCCCUUGCUAAGGAACAGGACGGAAGCUUUCUUCCACAGGUUUGGUUCCCAUGCUAACCAGGGCCCUCUGCACCUGGGAGGAAUCUAUUGGUGGAAAGCCAUUUCAGAGGGCUUCCAAAGUGAGCAGCUGGCAGAAGUGAAACAACAGUCAGCAGAGGCCCUCAGUAUUUAUAUAAGAGGCUGUUACAGUGGAUUUGGAAUGAAAGUUGCUGCAGGUUUGGAUGUGUCUGACUCUCAUUCAAAACCAGUCUCUCAGAGCACAACCUUCUCAAAUCUCCACACCAAAGUCCAAUUAUCUGUGGCCCAGACAGGUGGCCCACCAGAAGCUAAUGGCCUCUUCCAGUGGAAAGCUGGCCUAGUUGCCAGUAAUCAAACCUGGUGUGUCAUUGACCAGGGGUUUCAGCUGGUUCCCAUUUGGGACAUCAUCCUUUCCAGCCACAAAACUGAUUUUAAGCAUCCUUUUCAGAUAGCUAACUUCCUGAAAGACAACUACACUGCUCUGACUGGCCUCCCUGCCCAGAUCAAGAAUGGGGAAGAAUUACUGAGUGCUGGGAGGGAGGCUCAGGUUUUCCUAGAGGAUGUGAAAUCCUGGGAGGUAUCUGAUCCUGAAGAGCAGCUUAAAAAACUGUUAAGUUUCAUGCAAAUGCUGAGUCAAAAAGUAAAGAGUUAUGACACUUGGAUUAACAUAUGCCUUACAAAUUGGGAUCUGCAGAAUUUUUUGGUAAACACUGUCAACUUUUGCAAAAAGUCUUCCAUUUAUAAAACUAAAUUUAUUAAAUCUCAGUUGUGUAGCCUUUUGGAUCCUCAUGUCUACAAAGUGACAAAUUUUCCUCAGGCUCAUUCCAUCAUGCAGUGGAUCUUUCAGUCAGAGUCAGAGCAAGAGCAUGUCAAUAUCUCCCAAUUUUCUGAAUUAAUUAAAAUCUUAAAAGAAACCCAGAAUGACCUCAUGGAAGUGAAGGCCAGAUCUGAGUCCCCAGAAACAGUGGAGGAAGCUCAAAGAAAGGCCACUUAUAAGGUCAGCUUGUCUCUUGGCUGCUUCUUGAAUUACCUUCAAGAAACAGAGCAGCCAGACACACAGCUCUUGAUACUUUCUAUUGCAGCUGGUGCAGGAUAUCAUGUGACAAACAAUACUUUUCAGUAUAUCCUGGGAUGUGAUGAGUUAGACUUUCUUCUGGAUGAAAUGCAAACUGCCCAAGAUAAGUACCAGGAACUCAAAAAUAUUUGCAGCUGCAGGGCUCAGGCGUUCCUGGUGCUCACAGGUCUGACAGUGACUGCUGGAGUCACAGCUGUUUCUCCAGAGGAGAAAACACAACGCUUGGCAUUCAUAAAACAGCACAUGGGACAGUCUUUGUCCAAAGAAGUUGUAUAUGUACUCACCAAACUUGGAGCAGAUCAUGACUGGGAAAACCUAGAAGAAGACUUGAGAUUGCUCAUUGGUGGAAAUUAUGAAGUCACCAUCUCUUCAUUGCAAAUGGAUGAGGUGAGAAAACAUUUGCAAAGUAUCUUCCAUGAAAAGAAACAGAGCCACAACCCACAUGAUAAUGAAAAUAACAAAUGGGAAGUCAUAGAAAAUGAAGCCUUCCUGGAAUUACUCCAGCGUCUAGGCCUAGAACAUUACUACCCAAAAAAAAUGAGCAGAGCCAACUUCCAUCUGAUCUGCAAGAUUUCUGUGUAUAACACCCAGCCCAACUCUGAACAGGAGCUUCCCUUCUACUUCCUGCAAAAGCUACUGAUGCUAGAUUAUGGGCUGAGAUACCUGAUCCUCAAAGAUGAUGGAAACACAGAGAAUCAAGUUUAUCUAAGUGCCUCAAGUCAGAAAAAUGAGACUUUUGAUCCAUAUGAAGACAUUUUUGAAGACAGAGUUAGUCCCACUAAUCCUUCAGCCACUACUGCCAGAUCCCUAAUUCACCCUAUGGAUAUUCAGAUGGCAAUUCUUCACUGUGCAGAUGAUUUUGCCAGACAAUAUAUUUUGACCAAACUUUCCAUUUGUCAGUUUGCCCUCCCCCUUCUUGUACCUAAUCCCUGCAAAUCUCAAAUCGAAUUCUCUCUCUGGUCUCUCAGGCAAAUCAGGAGAAGCUGGCAGCAAGCAAGGAAAUUAACAAAAAAGGAGAAGAACAAUUAUAAGGAUCAGCAGAUGUGUCGUGUCUCUACCCCCAUUGUGUCCUUUAUUAGAGUUGGAAAUGGCUUCUCUGCUUCCAAAUCUCAGAUCAUGAACUGUCUUCUCAGUAAACGUAAACAUGAUAUCUUUUUUCACAGACAUUGCAGAGGGAGCAGCCAAGACUAUCUCUUGAUGGGGGGCGUGGUGGAAAUCUGCUGGUUCUGUCCUGGAGGAGAAGAUGAGGACAGAUUUGGCAACUGCUUGACCUUCACCAAUCUUCAUGGAAAUGCACAGGAAUAUAAGAAGCAACUCAACUUCCUGCAGGAGGUCUCUUCUCUCAUUGUGGUCCUCAUAUCAACUUCUGAUGACAAUAAAGAAAACCGAAAAAUGGUCCAUGACCUGUGUCAGUCAUCAAAACCUUUGAUCUGUUUGCUUGAUGACAAAGAAAACACCAUGGCCAAUAAUUCUGGUCAAAAAGUAAAAAUUGGGAUCAGGAACAGAAAUCAGGCAGAAUUAACAGAGGAGCUCACAACUACAAUCAGACAUUUGCUAAAGCUCUCUGACACUGCUCUCAGUUUAGAGGAUUGUGCCCAGAUUGCUCGUAAGCAAGGAUUCCUUAUUGAUGAAGACCACAGAGAUUGCAAGGAAGCCAAAGAAAAGGCAGAAAUUCUAAUGACCCUACUGGGAGAAAUGAAGAUAUCUCAGAUGAAAGAAAAAUUACUACCACUUCAGGGACAACUGUGGCGCCUUUGGUGUAAAAAGGACAAAGAACUCUAUCAUCUGAGAGAAAAGGGAAAUCGGAGCAUUGAACAACACAAGAGCAGUAUUGAAACAGAUAAACAAAAAAUACGGCAUCAACAAUUGGCCAGAGCCUUUCCUUUCAAUGAAUUAAUGCAAUCUGUCCUUGAAAUUAUCCAAAAACAUUCAGAAACUCACACCAAACUCUACUUCUUACAAUGGCUGAGUAUGUUUUUGGAUAACCUGACUGCAAGACACUUGGAAAAACUGAAUGAAAAGAAAAAGUCUUUGUGGUCACUGAUACAAACAGAAAAGCAAAAGGCACAAAAGAGCAAUUACCUUAAAAGAUGGCAAAAUGAGAUAGAAGCUAUUUCCACAGAGAUUAGUGAUUGUACCUUGGGAAUUGAGCAACUUCUCAGAGAAGUUGGACAGAUCUAUGAAGCUCUGGAAGAAGCUUCCUCCACAAAAGAUAACCUCUUUCUCUCCCUUCCCCAGAUUGCUGCAGAUCUAAUGAUAUCUGGUGUUCCCAUUGAGCUGAUGGAUGGGGAUGCUUCAUAUGUGCCUCUCAGGUGGGUGGCAGCUAUUUUUGACAAGGUCUCUGAGAAACUUGGAGACAAACGGCUGUUUGUUCUCUCUAUCCUUGGCCUACAGAGCUCAGGGAAGUCCACCCUGCUGAAUGCCCUUUUUGGGCUGCAGUUCACUGUCAGUGCUGGGAGGUGUACCCGGGGGGCCUACAUGCAGCUCCUGAAGGUGGAGGAGACUUUCACAGAGGAACUCGGCUUUGACUUUGUGCUUGUUGUGGACACAGAAGGACUUCGGGCCCCAGAACUGAGCAACAAAUCCCAGAAUCAUGACAAUGAGCUGGCAACCUUUGUCAUUGGACUUGGAAACUUGACUCUAAUCAAUAUUUUUGGGGAAAACCCAUCAGAAAUGCAAGAUAUUCUACAGAUAGUUGUCCAAGCCUUUUUGAGGAUGAAACAAGUAAAAAUCUCUCCAAGUUGCCUCUUUGUCCAUCAGAAUGUGGGGGAAGUUACAGCUAAAGACCAAACUAUGGAAGGACGAAGGCGACUAGAGCAGAGACUAGAUGAAAUGGCAGCCAUAGCAGCUAAACAAGAGCAGUGCUCAGAUGUAACCCGCUUUAGUGAUGUCAUUAAGUUUGAUGUCAAUACUCACAUCUACUACUUUGCUCACCUCUGGGAUGGCAAUCCCCCAAUGGCACCCCCCAACCCUCGCUACAGCCACAAUGUCCAGGAACUGAAAAGUAGAAUUCUUCUGACUGCCAGAAAGGAAUCUAGAGGAGGCAUCAUGAAGAUAUCAGAAGUAAAAUUCCGAGUUCAAGAUUUGUGGAGAGCCCUGGUUAAUGAGAACUUCAUUUUCAGUUUCAGGAAUACUCGAGAGGUUAUGGCCAUGAGCAAAUUGGAAACCAUGUAUAACUACUGGACCUGGGAGCUGAGGAGUCAUGUGCUGGGCUUGCAGAACCAGUUGAUCAACCAGAUCCAGAAUGGAAAAAUCCAAACAUUCAGAAAAAGCACACUUGAGGCUCCAGUUACAGAAAAAUAUGAAGCUAUCAAGCAAGAACUUGAAAGAUAUUUUAAUGAAGAUCCAGAUAGCGAAAUACUAGUUCAAUGGAGAGCAAAUUUUGAAAAUAAGCUAAUAAUCCUUAAAGAAGUACUUGUUUUAGAUAGCCAAAGAAAAGCCAAUGAACUCAUUAGUUUUAAAAAAAGUCAAGAAAAACUGGAUAACAAAAAGUCAGGUUAUGAAAAGGAACUACUGGAAAAAAGCCGAACGUUGGCUUUAACUGUAAAGGGCACAAAAUUGAGUGAGGAAGAACUAUAUGAGAAAUUCAAUCAACUUUGGGAAAAAUGGGUCUAUGCUGUAUCUUCAACUCUCCCUCCAGUCACAGAGCCUGACAUUGAUGUGGAUUCUGAAAACAUCCUUUUGGAAUAUUUCAAAAAGGAGACAAACAUGGUGAACAUAUUGAAGAAAAAAUCUGGAGAAAAGUUUCAAAUCAAAUACGACAAACAUGUCAAAAUGAACAUGAAAUAUUACAUAAUUACAAGGCAAUUAACGGACCAUGACAAAGCAUCCAUAGAUAUGACUACUGGCCGCAUUGUUUCAAGAGUUAAUGAAACUAUUAACAACAUUUGGAUGCAACAGUGUGACUAUAAUCCAAGUAAUUUCCAUGAAAUCCUGAAAAUAAUAGAUGAGGAGGCGAAAUCUGCACCCAAUGAGGAAAGGUACACAUUUACAAGUAAAUAUGAAAUUGACUUAUCAUUGUGUUUGUUCCAAAAAGCAUCAGAGAAUUUUAAGGAGAUGCACAAGGCAUUCAAGAAAGCAAAUGAUCCUGUAAACUACCUGGAAAGCAAAAAAGAUGAUUUCUUCAUGAGUUUUAAGAUCUCUUGUCAAGGAGCAACCUCAAUUAAAACAUUUGUUGAUUUUCUGUGGCACAAACUCACUCCUGCUGUCUCUACCACCAUAUGGAAAAAAAUGGCCCCUAAAAUUGCUGGGGACAUGCGAGCUACCUGCCCUGCAUUCAAUGGAAACAGGGCUAACCUGGAGAAGCACAUUCUUAUCUCUCUGGCAGAAAAAGAAAGUUUUGAUAAUUACUGGCAGUACCUUCAUAAUUCAGAAUCAUUUUUUAGGAAUUACAUUGAAAAACAUAUUAAAAGAUACUGUUCAGACAAAGGAAGUGAAAAAAUAAAGACUUUUUUAAAAAUAAGUUUAGAUGACAUCAAGAAUGCCAUCCUUUCAGCUAUUCAUGAAUCCACAGCAAUAGCUAAAGAUAAGAGCAGCACUGUGUCUGGAUGGUUGGAUUUGUUCUGUGAUCACCUGGGGGCUAACUUGAUCUUUCCACGGAAAGAUUUGAUAAGCAUUGAACACCAGGAGAUAAAAGAUAUUGAGUUUCUCAAAGAAGCCAUGAGUGAAGCUUUGGAUCCUGCAAUGAAGAGAGUAGAACAGAACUGUUUGAGUAUGUCUGUCAAUGAAAUGGUUCCUGAAAUAGAGAAAAUGCUCUCUGAACAUCUCUGUGGCUGCUGGAAACAGUGUCCCUGUUGUAAAGCAAUUUGUACCAACACAAUCCAUAAACACGAAGGAGACCACAGUGUUCCCUUCCACCGUCCUCAGGCUGUCAGUGGAGGGUAUUUAUACAAAACAGACAACUUUGUCAUUGAUUACUGUACUAAUCUGGUAGCAAGUGAUUGUGUAUUGGUUUUGAGAGAUAACUGUAAAAUCCCAUAUAAGAACUAUCGACAGGCAGGAGGGGAGUAUGCCACAUGGAGCAUCACCCCAGAUUCAUCCACCCAGCCAUACUGGAAAUGGUUUGUCUGUCACUUCAGAUCAAAGCUAGAAGAAAAAUAUCAGAAAAAAUUUAUAAAUAAAGGUAAAAUCCCUGAUGCAUGGACCAAAAUCACAAAGCAGGAUGUGCUUGAUGACUUGAAAAAACAAUAAAACUCAAUGACACAAAAGAGCCCUAAUAUCUGGACAAAAGAGUCACAACACCUGAACAAUUCUAAAAUACCUCCUCCUUGCAGUGAGAAUCAUCAUCAUUUCCUUCUUUCAAAUGAAACCUCUAAAAAUAAAUCAAUUAAUAUUUCAAGA